AUGGCUACACCAUCGGCAGAAAGCUCGAAGCGGGCAAACACGGUUGUGGAGGAUGAACCGUUGAAUUUGAGGAUAGGACAGUACACCCGGCUAAAUGAGAUUGGCCGUGGAAGCUUUGCAACAGUCUACCGGGGUACUCACAAUGAAUAUAACACUUUUGUUGCCGUCAAGUCUGUCACACUGGUUCGCCUUACCAGGAAACUGAGAGACAACCUGAAGCUAGAGAUUGAUAUCCUUAAGAGCCUGCACCACCCACAUAUCGUUGCUCUUAUAGAUUGCUAUGAGACAGCAUCACACAUGCAUAUCGUCAUGGAGUUCUGCAUGCUAGGCGACCUCUCGCGCUUCAUCAAGAAACGAAACUCCAUGGCCAAACACGAGCUGCUCCGAGAUAUGAUGGCCAAAUAUCCAAACCCUCCCGGAGACGGCCUUCACGACGUUGUUGUUCGUCAUUUCCUAAAACAGCUUGCCAGUGCUCUCCAGUUCCUCAGAGCCAAGGACCUGAUACAUCGUGAUGUCAAGCCUCAGAACCUACUCCUUCACCCUUCUCCCAUCAUCUGCUCAAAGACCCUGCUGCAAUCCGUCUCCUACAAGGGAAGCGAGGACUCGUUUACUCCUAUUGCCGGAGUUUCAUCAUUUCCCAUGCUUAAAAUAGCAGACUUUGGAUUUGCGCGUUCCUUGCCAUCAACAUCACUCGCCGAUACCCUCUGCGGAUCGCCACUAUACAUGGCCCCGGAGAUAUUGCGGUACGAGAAAUAUGACGCCAAAGCCGAUCUAUGGUCUGUGGGCGCGGUCCUUUACGAGAUGGUUGUUGGAAAACCACCUUUCAGAGCUGCUAAUCACAUCGAGUUGCUACAAAAGAUCCAGAUGGCAAAGGACCGGAUACGGUUUCCACGGGACCUGGAAGUAGCUAGCGACAUGAAACGGUUGAUUCGCAGCUUGCUAAAAUGCAGCCCCGUCGACAGAAUCUCGUUUCCAGAGUUUUUCGAAAGUCCGGUUAUCGAGUGUGACAUUCCUGGCCUGGUAGGAGAAGAUUUGGAGGAACAGAUGAUGCGGAACGCUGCACGCGAGAGAGAGCGAUUUGAAAGUGAAGCUUUGGACCCUGAGGGCCUUGAACAGGAGGUUCCGGAACAGCUAGAUGUCCAGGAUAUGGACGAAGAGGUUGCUGCUCCAUCCACCGAGAACGCGCCAGCUCCCGAUAUGGGGCCUAUCAAAACCCGGCCGGGUCCUCAGCCGAUAGUAGAACGAGGUUUGCGGACAAGCUCUGGUAUAAGUCGAGCAGAAGGCCGGGAGAAACACGACAAUGCAGUAAACCAUCAUAGUGAAGGCACUCCUGUACCGACGUCAACCAAAUAUGACCGGCCUGUUGUCAGUGAACCUGCAGUGCAACAGCAGCGGAGCAAUAACCCACAUUCUUCCAGAUCUUCGCUCACAGAACAGAUCUCUGGCCCCUCACAGAGCCCUCGUCCAAAGCACAAGCAACUGUCAGACAUAGAAAAAGAACGUGCUGCCCAAGACAUUGCCUUUGAACGAGACUACGUUGUAGUGGAAAAACGCGCCGUCGAAGUAAAUGCUUUUGCCGACGAGCUUGCAGCAAGCCCACGGCUCCAACAGCAACAACUAAGCUCACGUCAGGCUGGCGCUAUCGUUCGUCGUGCUACAACAACAGCUACUCCUCAUUCUCUCAAGACCAAACAAAUUGCCCCGCGAGAUCCCCAAGACAAACAAACUAAACCGCGAGCCGAUUCUACGCACAACCGACGCUAUUCAUAUGAUAGGAGAUAUGGCCCCAACCCAAGCUCUGCCACAUCUGCCAUCUCCAAAGCUCUCAACAUGGCUAGCGGAAGACUUUUUGGCGUUAGCUUUUCUCCACCUGCGGCGCUGACGAAAGGUGGUCGGUCUCCACCACUGGGAUAUAAUCCGUUUCCAUCAUACCCCAUUGCGCAGAGCAGCUUGAUAGUUGUUGGUGACGAGAAACCCCAGCAUUUGAGCCAUGACUCCAAGACUGUGCAUAUUAUCGAGGAGUGUGCUACGCGGAGUGACGUAGUUUAUGGAUUUGCUGAAGUUAAAUAUAAGCAAUUGAUCCCAGCUGCUCCAUCGACACGAUCGGAAUCUACUAUCAAGCAAGCUGAUUUUCAAGAGCAUCCUGACGACGGCCUCACGAUCGAUGCAGUACUUAUCCUCUCUGAAGAAGCUCUUGUUCUAUAUGUCAAGUCUCUAUCCAUUCUAGCAAAGGCUAUGGAUAUUGCAGGUGCAUGGUGGGCUCGUAAGAACCGUGAAGAGAGCCCAGGUAACGGCUUUACCACCAAAACAGAGAGGGACAUCGCUAUCAGUAGCCGAAUUAAUAACGUUGUCCAGUGGGUUCGAACCCGUUUCAACGAAGUACUGCAGAAAGCCGAAUAUUCCCGUCGACGACUGCUGGAAGCCCAGAAACAAUUACCCCCCGACCACCCAUAUCGCAUGUCUCACGAGCUAGGCGAGUCUGAGAGCCUCUCGAGCUUUGACCAGUCCGCCGACCAGGUUGUGAUCAGCUCCGGCAUCACUGCAGAAAAACUCAUGUACGACAGAGCACUAGAAAUGAGUCGAACGGCCGCUAUCAAUGAGUUGACCGGCGAAGAUCUAUCUAGCUGCGAAAUAGCGUAUGUUACGGCAAUCAGAAUGCUCGAGGCCGUGCUAGAGAGCGAAGAUGCUUCACGAUCAUCUAAAGAGCGAGGAGCAGCAGACGGGAGUAGUUCGACUGAACACCGUAUGGAAGACAGCCAUAUCCAAGGAGAGGAUUGUGAAGUUGUGGCCAAACUGGUAGAAAGUAUUCGUGCUCGUCUGAGAGCUCUCCGAAAGAAGAUGUCGAUGAUGGCAAAACGGACCUCAGCGCCUCCAGCUGUCCUCUCGCCAAAACUUCCACCGGCAUCACCAGUCAUGGCCCACUCUCCAUCCAGAUAA
Arthroderma uncinatum is the source of this 2937-nucleotide messenger RNA. RefSeq names its product serine/threonine-protein kinase unc-51. The transcript has 3 exons. The coding region runs from base 1 to 2937 and encodes 978 amino acids. Gene Ontology annotation, cellular component: autophagosome; cytoplasm. The record is from RefSeq and is a predicted model, not a curated record. Gene Ontology annotation, biological process: peptidyl-serine phosphorylation; protein autophosphorylation; autophagy. Gene Ontology annotation, molecular function: ATP binding; protein serine/threonine kinase activity. NCBI's taxonomy places the organism in Eukaryota, Fungi, Ascomycota, Eurotiomycetes, Onygenales, Arthrodermataceae.